Molecule: messenger RNA, 915 nt
Organism: Mytilus trossulus (common blue mussel)
Lineage: Eukaryota; Metazoa; Mollusca; Bivalvia; Mytilida; Mytilidae
Product: U7 snRNA-associated Sm-like protein LSm10
Exons: 1
Coding region: 35-481 (148 amino acids)
Biological process (GO): mRNA 3'-end processing by stem-loop binding and cleavage
Cellular component (GO): cytoplasmic U snRNP body; nuclear body
Molecular function (GO): U7 snRNA binding; histone pre-mRNA DCP binding
Source: RefSeq, a predicted model, not a curated record
CGUUUCUUUCCCUAGACCGUAAUAAUCCCUAAAGAUGGCAAGCAAUCGACAGAAAUUUCUGAUUAAAAAUUCUCUUAUUUCAUUGUUAAAAGCGCUUGAAGGAAAGGUGACAACUGUUGAAUUACGGAAUGAACAUACAGUGACAGGAACGAUUGAUUAUGUUGACGGAUUCAUGUGUGUUUCAAUGUCAAAUGUUUGCUUCAAAACAUUGUCAGGAAAAAUGACCAACUUCGAACAAUUUUACAUACAGGGACCUAAUAUAAGAUUUGUACAGAUUCCAGACGAAGUUGACAUGAAAAAGGCGAUUCAUUGGGAGGUAAACAAAGAAAGGAUAAUGCGACAACGGAUGCAGAAAGCAAUAAGUGAUGCUGUUAUAAAGAAGAGACAGAAAAGAGAAAAAGAAAUAACGAAAAAAGAAGAAAAAGAACAGAAAUUGCUGAAAGUUCAAGAAGCAGUUGAUAAAAAAGAUGCAGCUAACUGAUGUUGGACGAUAUUUUCAAUGAUGUGGAUCACUGGGUGUGGUACUGUACAGAAUACCAAGCACAGCACAACCAGGAGUUAGACAUGUUAGAUCUUAUGUUCUUAUUUUGUCUAUACAAUCAUGACAGUGUCAUGUUCAAAGAAGUAAGAACAGCAGAAGUAAUGAGAUGCUGAUAUUUUGAAACUGUAUUUAACAAUCCACUGGAAAAGUUCAAAGAAGUAUGCAUACAGCAGCAUAAAUUAACUUGUGAAUAUUCAUGCUACUUUGAUUAUACAUAUAUAUACAAAUAUACAUGUAUGCAUGUACAUUUUGUACAUGUAGGUGUAUUGGCAAUUAUACAAUCAUGACAACCACAGAGGUAUAUUAUGUCCAUGUGGCUAUGUACUAAAAAACAGUUCAUUGUAGUAUUUUGAAUUAUUAUACAUGUUAUAAGC